Messenger RNA from Thlaspi arvense, 597 nucleotides. NCBI's taxonomy places the organism in Eukaryota, Viridiplantae, Streptophyta, Magnoliopsida, Brassicales, Brassicaceae. The record is from the annotation of a GenBank genome assembly.
AUGCAACGGCUUUGUGAUCUUAAAUCUUCUCUCUUCCACAAUAAUGGAAUUUUACCUUUACCUUGGAACUGUUGCUACUACAAUCUUCAUGCUUUUGGAAGUGUUAUAGGAAUAGAUCUCAACUUAUUUCAGAAUAAGGACGUAUUAAAUAUAAGUGAUAAAGGUUUUGAACGAAUGUCUAAUCUCCAUUAUAUCAGAUUCAGAGAUUUUGGUAACCGUGACAGACUGUGCUUACCUCAAGGUUUGACCUAUAUGCCUCGAAAACUUCGAUCACUAAAUUGGACUUUUUUUCCAAUGACAUGUUUGCCUUCUAAAUUAAAUCCAAGCUUGAGAAGUUAUGGAAAGGAAAUCAAUUACUGUUCAAAUUUGGUGAAACUUCCAUCAUCUACAGGAAAUGCCAUCAAUCUUAAGGAGUUGUGCCUUAUCCAUUGCUUAAGCCUGGUGGAAUUUCCCUCAUUUAUUAGAAAUGCUACUAAUCAAAAAGAGUUGGGUUUUACUCAUUGUUCAGGUUUGGUGGAGCUCCCUUCGUCAAUUGGGAAUGCCACUAGCCUCAAGAAAUUGUCUCUUUAUGGAUGCACAAGUCUGACAUGCUCAUGA